UAUCUGUUUGUUUUUUCACUGGUCCACUAACAUGAUGACAUUUGACUUCCACAAGGUACACCUGACAUUGCUUGCCAACUUGGUCACGUACAGUCGUCCACUCUCACUCGCGGACAGCCGGCCCGGCAUCGAUCCAUGCUUUUAUUUAAAUAUCGUCAUGCUCUAAGCUUAUUUGGGGUCACGAUUUCUCCGCAUUUCCGUCACGACAUUCUGGUUGACAAUGCAGACCUUCACUCUUGAACAAGUCGCCCAGCAUAUCACAACCAGCUCCUGCUGGGUCAUCAUCCAAAACAAAGUUUACGAUGUGACCGACUUCCUCUUCGAUCACCCCGGAGGAGCGAAUGUCAUCCUCAGAUAUGGAGGAAAGGAUGCUACUGCUGCAUACGUACCUAUUCAUCCAUCAGACGCUUUGGACAAGAACCUUGCUCCGGAAAAACACCUUGGAGCUUUAGAUAGCGAGUCAAUAAAACGCCUAAAGGAAUUAGGGAAGAACAAAGUUCAAACUAAAGAUGAAUUACGUGUUGAAGAGGCGCUCAAGAACAAACCACCACUUCAAAGGAUAGUCAAUGUCGAGGACAUGGAAGAGGUUGCGAAGAAGAUCCUGCCGUACAAGGCCUUGGCUUAUUACUCUUCAGGCGGGGACGACUGUAUCACACACGUAGAGAAUGGUCGUGCCUUUGGCCGCUUCUUUUUUCACCCUCGGGUUAUGAAACCUGUGUCACAAUGCAAUACCUCAACGACCAUACUUGGUUAUAAGAGCACGAUACCCGUGUACAUCAGCGGUGCAGCGCUAGCCCGACUAGGCCACCCAUUAGGCGAGGCCAAUCUUACGCGCGGUGCCUAUAAGACUGGCAUCAUACAAAUGGUGUCCUCCAACUCUUCUCUCUCUUACGCAGAGAUAUCCGCUGCACGUGUUUCCCUAGAUCAGCCUCUCUUCUUCCAAAUAUAUAAACACGUCGACGAUGCCACUGCCGAGAGACGCAUAAGAGAAAUCGAAGGAUUAGGCUACAAGGCAGUCUUCUUGACAGUCGAUGCUCUGGUUCCUGGUAAUCGCGAGUUGGAUAUCAGGGCACCGCAUUAUCUCGAGGACUUUGAGAACCAAGGUCUCCCCACUCAGAAAAAGUUGGACGGGGAUGAAGGCGAAAUUGACCGGCUUGGUACCGCUGGUGGACUUGUCAUAAAGAACGAUGCUGACAUGACUUGGGAAAAGACGAUACCAUGGAUACGAAGCAUCACAAAGUUACCCAUCGUCAUCAAAGGCAUUCAAUGUGUUCAGGAUGCUGUUCUGGCUUGUGAAGCUGGUUGUGAGGGUAUUGUGCUAUCGAAUCAUGGAGGUCGUCAAUUAGAGUACUCUCUACCACCAAUCGAGUUGUUGUACAGGAUACGACAACAACGCCCUGACGUGUUCGAGAAGACUGAAGUGUACAUCGACGGGGGAAUCCGCCGUGGAACCGAUGUCGUCAAAGCACUGUGUCUGGGUGCAAGGGCUGUCGGUUUGGGACGUGUGUUCCUCUAUGCCCAGAGUGCAUACGGUGAGGCUGGUGUAGUUCACGUGGUGCGUAUCCUUGAACGCGAAAUCCGCUUUGGGAUGCAGUCGCUCGGUGUCCGAAGCAUCAGCGAACUCGUACCGCAGAUGGUUGAGCGUGUCGACUGGGAGCCAGUCACCCGUGCAAAGCUGUAGGUGAUUGCAGUCCUGAGCUACAACAUCUUGCUGUGCUAUAUGCCUACCAUGUUAGUACUUAUACCUUGCAUAUAUAUGGAGUCCCCGUGUUCUGGAAAUUCA
Molecule: messenger RNA, 1783 nt
Organism: Suillus subalutaceus
Lineage: Eukaryota; Fungi; Basidiomycota; Agaricomycetes; Boletales; Suillaceae
Product: FMN-dependent dehydrogenase-domain-containing protein
Exons: 12
Coding region: 221-1681 (486 amino acids)
Biological process (GO): lactate metabolic process
Molecular function (GO): heme binding; L-lactate dehydrogenase (cytochrome) activity
Source: RefSeq, a predicted model, not a curated record